Molecule: messenger RNA, 924 nt
Organism: Pochonia chlamydosporia 170
Lineage: Eukaryota; Fungi; Ascomycota; Sordariomycetes; Hypocreales; Clavicipitaceae
Product: floculation protein FLO1
Exons: 1
Coding region: 1-924 (307 amino acids)
Source: RefSeq, a predicted model, not a curated record
AUGACCGUCAUCCGUCAAGCUCUCAUGCUCGGUGCAGCCUACUGGCACGCGGCAACGUCCCUCGUCAUUGAGGAGCGCACAUUCCAUACCUCCACGCCGUGCCUUACAUCGACACACACCACUACUAUCCCUUGGACAGGAACGACUACCACCUGCACAACUGUGACACCUUGUUCCGGACCUGUUACUGUCAUUGUCGAGACGCCACUGGUAGCGGCCACUUGUGCUUCGACCACUUCCAGCCGGCCCACAGCCACUCCAACCCUCACUCCGGGUGGUCCAUGCCCGAUCAAGGCCGAGUGCGGUGCAGCCGGGCUGAACAUUGACUACUAUGCCAAUUCAUUUGGCGGUUAUGAAAGAAGCAAGCCUUCUUCCUACUACUUGACCGAAGGCCUCAGCCCCCUUCGCUCGUCUCUCACCAACGUCACUUUCUUCCCUUGGAACUUUGGUGAAUACCCUCCAAAUUUGCCUCAGGUCAAUCCGAAUCCAUCAAUCGGUUUCCCCUACUGGGCUGGCUGGACCCGGGAGACCAACGGCGGAAUUGUUGUGGACGCCAACAACUUCACGCUUGUCUAUUCCGGCUUCUAUAGAGCCCCCGCAACUGGGACGUACCAACUCUGCGCUUCAGCUGACAACGAAAAUGACAUUUUUUUCGGCCAAGGCAAUGCAUUUAGCUGUCUCGAUGGCAAGCCCAUCUCUAAAGCCCAGCCACUCCUGAAGGCACCCUUUGGCCAUUCCAUGGACAUUAAGUGUACCAAUGUCGAAAUGAUUCAGGACCAGUUUUACCCUGUUAGAAACGUCAUGGGAAAUUGGGCUGCCCCAUCGGCUUUCAACUUCACGAUUCAGCAGCCUGGAGUGGAUUUUGCGAACCGCAAGAAUGCGUUUGCAGGCGAGGUGUAUCCUCUUGACUGUGGACUUUAUUAG